AUGACCGACCCCACUACAAACGAAUUCUCAGAAUUCUCAAUCACCCAAAUCGAUGUCGACCUUGAUGUCCAAGAGAUUCUCCUCGCCGCCUCCCAACAUGAUAUCCCUAAGCUGCGCCGCCUAGUACGCACACCAUCUGCGCAUGCGGACGGCGCCAAUGUCAAAGACCCAGAGACCGGCUACACACCCCUCCACUCUGCCAUUGCAGCAUGCGAGCCCGAGGAUGCGGAGGAAACCAACGGCGUAAACGGCGCACCAGCGAAUGGCGACGAGCCCGAUGCGAACGCCGAGACUCUGAAGACUGGUGCUGAGACUGUGAGGUUUCUUUUGCAGGAGGGCGCUAUCUGGAAUGAUCUUGAUAACAACGAUGAGACACCUGGAUGUCUUGCAAGGAGAAUCGGAGCGAUUGAAAUUUACGAGAUGCUUGUUGAUGCUGGAGUGAGAGCGGAGAUGCUGCUCGGUCGAUUGGAGGGAUACGGACUCUUGUCCGAUGGGGAAGAUGAGGAGGACGAGCAAGAGGAAGAAGGUGCAGACGAGAAUGAAGCCGUGCCCGAACUUGUCGACGCUACCGAAGCAGACGUUGCCACUGUUACGACAACUGGAGAGAGACUUGCAAACCCCGAAGUGUCGAACCCCGGAUACCUGGAUUCAUCGCUGAAUAUCACAAGAGAUCGAAUCUUGGAUUCGGAUCAGAAUGGUGUGAUGAUGGGAUGGGAGACUUCUAUCAUGCAGAAGUCUGCGCAAAAACUCUUACCGCGCCCUGGUCUCAAGGUGCUCAAUGUUGGUCAUGGCAUGGGCAUUGUGGACGGGUUCUUCCAGGAGCAGAGCCCCGCAGCGCACCAUAUCAUCGAAGCGCAUCCAGAUGUUGUUGCAGAGAUGAAGCGCAAGGGCUGGGAUACCAAGCCUGGUGUUGUGAUUCAUGAAGGUCGUUGGCAGGAUAUUCUCCCUGGACUCGUUGGAAACGGGGAGACCUUUGAUGCGAUUUACUAUGAUACUUUUGCUGAGUCGUAUUCCGAUUUCCGGGAUUUCUUUUCAGAACAGGUCAUUGGCUUGUUGGAGCAGGAUGGCAAGUGGGGAUACUUCAACGGCAUGGGGGCCGAUCGCCAAAUCUCAUAUGAUGUCUACCAGAAGGUUGCGGAGAUGGACCUCUUUGAGGCCGGAUUUGAUAUUGAGUGGGAGGAUAUUUCGGUGCCUAAGUUGGAUGGUGAGUGGGAGGGUGUAAGGAGAGCUUACUGGGUUGUGGAUAAUUACCGGUUGCCUUUAUGUCGCUUUAUGGACUAG
Molecule: messenger RNA, 1281 nt
Organism: Penicillium malachiteum
Lineage: Eukaryota; Fungi; Ascomycota; Eurotiomycetes; Eurotiales; Aspergillaceae
Gene: rmt2
Product: protein-arginine N5-methyltransferase
Exons: 1
Coding region: 1-1281 (426 amino acids)
Biological process (GO): peptidyl-arginine methylation
Cellular component (GO): nucleus; cytoplasm
Molecular function (GO): protein arginine N5-methyltransferase activity
Source: RefSeq, a predicted model, not a curated record